UUCGAGUUGGCUUGAAAAUAUGGAUAAAUUGUAUAAAGACGAUAAUUGUGUUCGAUCGAAUUAAGUGAUGAGUUUUUUAAGCAGUGUAUUAACAAACUCUGGCAAUGCCAUAUUCCGGAAUGCUUUAUGCUGUCGAGAUAUUAUAAAAACAAUAAGCGUUGUAUCUACCGAACAUUUUGUCAGCAGGGACACGUUUGACAAGGCCAAUCAACCAGACAUAUGCAAGAGCAAACAUUGUACGAAGCACCCAACGCCAAUUCUUACUCUAUGGACUCAAGUCCGUUUUGCGAAAGAAUGUCCAAAACCCCCUUUCCACCGUGACCUUGAAUAUCCUAAUUUUGAUUACUACAGAAAAUCUCAGUUUGUAGAUCCUCGAAAGACUACGUGGGGCUCCGGGGAUGCUAAGCCGGGGGGUACGUAUGUUGUCGGGUUUUUUGGUUUAUUAUUUUGCGCUUACGGCGUUAAAUCACAUGCCGCACAUUACAUUCACUUGAUGGGAGCCGCUGCCGAUGUCCUUGCGUUGGCUUCAAUGGAAAUAGAUAUAUCGAAAAUUGCUCCAGGGGUGUGCAUGUCGUUUAAGUGGCGAGGAAAACCAGUGUUUGUGAAGAACCGAACUCAGGCUGAAAUUGACCUGGAGAACGCUACUCCGCUUUCCUCGUUGAGAGACCCGGAGCCUACAGAGAAGCGCGCUAUAAAGCAGGAAUGGCUAGUUGUUAUAGGCAUAUGUACUCACCUGGGCUGCGUGCCGAUCCCUAACACUGGCGACUAUGUCGGGGGCUUCUACUGUCCCUGUCACGGCAGCCAUUACGACAACGCUGGAAGGACUCGCAAGGGACCGGCGCCGCUCAAUUUGGAAGUACCACCUUAUAAAUUUCUCUCAGAUUCUCUUAUUCUAGUUGGAUGACUUCUUUAUAGUACUUAUUAUGGUUAUAUUUACAUGUAGUCUAAAUUACUUAUUAAAAUGAUUUUUUCUUACUUACUACUCUUACUUUAUGUGAGUUUAGCUUUAAUUUAUGGUUUUUGGAUACUUACCUAAUAGUAGCUUAUCGGAUCUCUACAUAGUACCUAUUAUCUAAGUAUAUGUAUUAUUUC
Messenger RNA from Leguminivora glycinivorella, 1092 nucleotides. Its product is annotated as ubiquinol-cytochrome c reductase iron-sulfur subunit-like. Bases 68 to 904 code for a protein of 278 amino acids. Gene Ontology annotation, biological process: mitochondrial electron transport, ubiquinol to cytochrome c. Gene Ontology annotation, cellular component: membrane. Gene Ontology annotation, molecular function: 2 iron, 2 sulfur cluster binding; quinol-cytochrome-c reductase activity. Lineage: Eukaryota; Metazoa; Arthropoda; Insecta; Lepidoptera; Tortricidae. The transcript has a single exon. The record is from RefSeq and is a predicted model, not a curated record.